Molecule: messenger RNA, 1026 nt
Organism: Mucor mucedo
Lineage: Eukaryota; Fungi; Mucoromycota; Mucoromycetes; Mucorales; Mucoraceae
Exons: 2
Coding region: 167-772 (201 amino acids)
Source: RefSeq, a predicted model, not a curated record
AGUUUUUAUAACUCAUGGACUGUGAAUAGCAGGGAUUGCACUGUAAAUAGGUGUAAUCGUACUGGCCUUCUGGUCUUGGCCAGAAUUCCUUUAUGAAGAACUUGAAAAAUAUUUAAAUGGCAACAAGAAGCCGUCCUUUAUUAAAUUCGUAAACGAUAAUAUUGAUAUGCUUCCCAUGUGGUCAAUUGAAGAUCAUGCAAAUACAGGCCCUGUUUUGUUUGGUAUCUGGUAUGAAAGGUAUAGGCAAACUUAUGGUGAAUUCAACGAGACCUCAAGGAAUUUAAAAAAGCCGCAAUACAAUUAUCUCAUUUGGAAUUCAAUCAUUGACAAAAGCAGAAGAAGAAAACGAUUAAAGUCAAGUUACCACGAAGGCGCAUUAGACUUGUUAAUAGAAGCACAACGCUCUGCCACUGAUGAAGGAAGACGUUUACUCAAUCCUGGUACUGUGGCCUUUCAUUCUACUGAUUCUGGUGAAAUUACAGUCGAUGGAAAUGCCCAUAAGUGGUUGAUUGGCCCUAUUGAAGGUCACAGUGUAGGCUCUGCUAUUUAUAGUCUGCGCACACCAUCACCGCGUUUUUUGGGUCCUCGAUUCGAUAUAGCUGACAAAGGCGACUCUUCCUCUGAAACAACUCAAAUAUCAGCCGAAAAUCAUGAAACUGACGUUUCACUUGGUUUAUUGUACAAACCGAUUGAUGAUCAAGCUUCAGAAUUGACAUUUUAUAGAAGAUUUGCGAUGUUGCUACAGACUUUGUUUUUAAUGAUCUUAAUAUGACUUUGGAUGAUGGUGAAAUAGUUGCAAAAGCCACAAAAAUACCAAAACAGCUUGUGACAUUAUGUACACUUUGCUGUUUUGGUAUUUUUGUGGCUUUUGCAACUAUUUCACCAUCAUCCAAAGUCAUAUUAAGAUCAUUAAAAACAAAGUCUGUAGCAACAUCGCAAAUCUUCUAUAAAAUGUCAAUUACGAAGCUUGAUCAUCUGUUUUGGUAGAAAAAUUGAUUUAUUGUUAAGAAUCAAGGGCUUGAAGGU